Didymosphaeria variabile is the source of this 813-nucleotide messenger RNA. RefSeq lists its product as uncharacterized. Lineage: Eukaryota; Fungi; Ascomycota; Dothideomycetes; Pleosporales; Didymosphaeriaceae. The coding region runs from base 1 to 813 and encodes 270 amino acids. Gene Ontology annotation, molecular function: zinc ion binding; nucleic acid binding. The record is from RefSeq and is a predicted model, not a curated record. The transcript has 3 exons.
AUGUCGAGUCGGCUCAUGACGAUGAAGUUCAUGCAGCGCUCUGCCGCCAAGUCAGUAAACUCGGAACCCUCAACGCCCGAUGGCCCGCCGUCGAAGAGAAUGCGAAUGUCCAACAGUGGUUCGGCGGCAAGCACACCGGGUGCGCCUUCAGAUCGAGAGAUUAUGCAGUCGGCGCUCGCAGCAGAAGAGAAGAAACGCGAAGAGGCUCUUGCGCGUGCGUAUGCGCAUACUGGUGAGACCAAAUGGGAAUUGAGUUACAAGGAUCCUUAUGCUGGCAAGCGAGCGCCUAUGAUGCAGGUUCGACAGGCGGGUUUUGCGGUUAUUGACGCGGACAAUGAUUCUGAUGAGGAAGAGGAGGACAAACCUAUCAGAAUGAAGUUUGGCGGCGGUCUGAAGAAAAAGAAGGCGGCGAAACCAGAUCUGGUCAAGGUAGAGGGCUCAGGAUCGGGAUCAGAGAGUGACUCGGAGUCGUCCUCUGGAGAAAUCGAAUCCGACGACCCUACAGCGGAGCUCAUCAGAGAGACCAAGCGAGAAGUCUCGGCAAAGGAGCGUAAUGCGCGAAGGGCACAGAAGGCUGCUGCGGUGACCCCCGUUAGACGGACCGGUGCACCUAUAGACGAGGACAUGGACCUUGCAGGUCUGACCUCCCUCUCUGGUGGUCGACCAAAUGCGGGCCGCGACAUGAGCAAAGUAGAGUGCUACGGAUGCGGAAAGUUUGGCCACACGAAGGCCGACUGUCCAAACCCAGGCCGCAGGCCGUCCGGUCCUCCAGGGAUGCGCGGUAGUCGAGAUCGCGGUCGCAUGCGAUAUUGA